AUGCCUGAGAACCGCCCACGAUAUGAGAUUGACAGACCGGCUUAUAACCUCCCUGACUUUGACAGAGAGUUUGACAAGAAGACUCGACAAUUCCCAGUCGGCGAGAGAGUGAAGAAACACUUCAGGUACAGAAUCACAAUCUCUCCGCACUGUCAGCACGAACUACACGUCUUCAUAUCACAGAUUCUCUACCUCUGAGGUGAUCAAACAGAGAGGAGCCCCCGUAGAUGUGACUCCAUAUGACGUUCAGACGUGUUCUGGACCAACCUGAGCUCUUCAAAGAGGCCUCUCUUGUUCUCUCUUCGCUUGUUUGUUUGUGUAGAUGCUCUGUGAAGAGGCUGACGAGCUUGUUAUUCAGACAUCUGCCUGUUCUGAGAUGGCUCCCUAAGUACAAAGUGAAAGAAAACCUCCUAUACGACGUCGUUGGCGGGGUCAGCGCCGGCACCAUUCAGGUCCCCCAAGGUCAGUGCGAUCUCUAUUUGCUAGCUGCUACAGUUUUUAGCUCUUCCCUGGUAUCUUUUAAUACUCUUCCAUUGUUUAUAUGAGGGUUAUAAAGAGGAUCCUGUUUUUCCAGGCAUGGCAUUUGCUCUGCUGGCAAAUCUCCCUCCUGUCAACGGGCUCUAUUCCUCUUUCUUCCCCCUCAUCCCAUUUUUCUUCAUGGGCACUGCUCCCCAGAUGGUCCCAGGUAAAUCAGAGUGAUUUAUCUACAGCCGUUUCAUAUGAUGACAGUGAUAAGUUGCCAGAGCUGCACGGCGGCGGCAACGGCGGCGGCAGCUCAGAUCAGCUGCCUGACUUUGCAGUAAAGAAAAAAAAAGAUGUGACACAUUUCUUUCUCUGUGUAGGUACGUUUGCUGUCCUCAGCAUUAUGGUUGGAGCUGUGUGCCUGAGGCUGGCCCCAGAGUCAGACUUCAGUCAUUUUAACGCCACACUUAAUGCUACAGUGGUGGACACUGACAGGAUGGAUGAGGUUCGACUGGGGAUAUCUGGAACUUUGGCCUGUCUCACAGCGAUCAUACAGGUACUUGUAGCUCUAAAAUCUGAGUGAAAUUGGAGAGAGAGAGUGAGAAUGUGAAAGAAAACUUACACUUUGAGGCCUUUUUCUGUCUUUGCAGAUCGGCCUGGCCUUCAUGCAGUUCGGGUUUAUCGCCAUCUAUCUGUCCGAAUCUUUCAUCAGGGGCUUCAUGACGGCUGCAGCGCUGCAAGUUCUCAUCUCGGUGCUCAAGUACAUCUUCGAUAUCAGUGUUUCACCUCAUAGUGGUCCUCUGGCUAUCAUAUAUGUAAGUCAGCCAUUCAUACUGCAGCCAGAGUACACUAAAAGACAUGAGUAUGUUUGCCUAUAACAUCCAUGAUUUGAAAUUUUGUCACAGAGGCUCAUUGACAUUGGUCGCGGUCUUCCUGACACAAACAUCACCUCUUUCGUGUUCGCUCUGGUCAGCAUUGUCGUCAUGAUUGUUGUGAAGGAGUUAAACGGGCGUUUCCGCCACAAGCUGCCCUUUCCUAUACCUGUGGAGAUCAUUGUUGUGAGUAACUUUUACUGUACUUUUAAUAUUUCUUUGAUAAUGUCUGAUUUCUUGAAGCUGUGGCUCAGAUUUCUUUAAAGCAGUCUGUUGAAGUGAUUGAUCUCUUUUCUGCAGGUGGUGGUCGCCACAGCCAUCUCAGGCCCUUUGCGUUUCCCUGAAACCUACCACAUGGACAUAGUUGGGGAAAUUCCUUUAGGGUAAGACAUUUUCACACAGAUAUCAAACCUCUCCAGUCAUGUACUCUAGGAAGAUGAAAUGCUGUAAUUGCAAGUACGGUGGAACAGUGCCGUGGAGGUUUAGGUUCUUUUCAACUGAGGUGUACUUGUCGCCUUUGUUGCAGAUUCCCAACGCCAAUCCUACCAACUGUGAGUCACUGGGGAGACAUGUUGAGCACGGCGUUUUCUUUGGCAAUUGUUGGUUAUGUCAUCAACUUGGCUGUCGCGAGGACGUUAGCGGCCAAGCACGGCUACGAUGUGGAUGCUAACCAGGUAGUAAAACUGCUUUUCCUCACUUGUUCAAAACUUGUAUUUCACUUUUUCUUGAACGUGAAUGUUCUCGUUUCAGGAAAUGUUGGCUCUUGGCUGCGGCAACUUCUUCGGGUCCUUCUUUAAAAUCCACGUGAUCUGCUGCGCCCUGUGCGUAACCAUGGCGGUGGACAGCGCAGGUGGAAAAUCACAGGUGAGAGAUCAAGUACCUGUAACUGUGUUACGUCACCGACUAUAUCUCAAACCUCCGCUCUGUUUCUGUCUUCUCGUAGUUGGCCAGUCUGAGUGUGAUGGUGGUUGUUAUGGUUACACUGCUUGCAUUGGGAGUCUACUUAAGACCACUUCCAAAAGUAGGUGCACGAAUGAUACUAAAAAACAUCUUCAGAAUAAGAGAUAAAAGAUUAAUAGAAGUAUUGAUCGAGGUGAUUAUAAUCAUGUUUCUGCAGUCAGUUCUUGGAGCCUUGAUCGUGGUCAACCUGAAGACCCCACUCCUGCAGCUCUCGGAUCCUUAUUACUUAUGGAAGAAGAGCAAAGCAGACUGUGUAAACUUUUAACAUUCAGCAGUGUUACUAUGCAGUGUUUUCAUUUUCACAGACCUUAUUAAGAACCUAUUGUUCUUUUGUUUCCAGUGUGUGUGGGUUGUGACAUUCUUGGCUACAUUCCUACUUGGCUUACCAUACGGUGUUGCUGUUGGAGUUGGCUUCUCCAUCUUGAUUGUCAUAUUUAGGACACAGUUGUAAGUCAACCCUAUAAAAAACAAUACAGUAGAAUGUAAAGUAUAUCCGUGUAGCUCUUGUUUUAAUCGUGUUUUCCUUGUAGUCGAAAUGGGUCAACUUUGGUCGAAAUUGAGGCCACAGGUAUCUACAAAAACCCGAAGGUUUACGGCAAGGUAUUUAACUAAUUCGCUUUUGAAUUUUUGUCACACAACACUCAAGGUUAUUUAGUCCUUUUCUUUUUCACCUUCACAGGUCAAGUCGAUAAAAGGCGUGAAAAUACUGAACUACUGCUCGCCGCUGUAUUUCGCAAAUGCUGAAAUAUUUCGCCAGAAGGUCAUCAAAAAGGUGCGGUGAAACGAGCCUUUCAGCGCGAUCGUGACCUUUUCUCUACAGCUGUUUUUUCCACAUUAGCUGUCAGGUCAGAUUCAGAUGAAGUGAUUGAAAGCAGCUUGGCAAAGUUCAUGUUGAAGAUUACUACAAAAUCAUACACAGGAAAAUAUCACCAAGGACACAACAUGUAUCGCUUUGCCAACGUUGUUCGCCAAAACAGCAGUUUCUCCCAGCUGCUGUGAGGUUGGCCGGUUGGUUGAAUAAACUUAUGAGGGGAAUCAGUCUUAAUAAAAGCAUGUUCAUGUUUAGACCAGGCUGGAUCCUGGCAAACUCCUCCUGGCCAAACGGAAGCAGUUGGAGAAAGAACUGAAGGAAAAAGCAAAAGAAGAGAAGAAGGACAAACAGAUGAAGAAGAAGAAGUUGAGCUCUGUGGCUAACAUUAUAGUUCAGGUGGGAUCAAACAAAUGUGAAACACUACGUAGAUGUUUUACUUCAUUAAACUACAACCUGUGACAUUUUCAGUUUCGUUUUAUUUCCUUUGAAUCUAGACAACAUCUCAGCUUGACCUGCAAAAGGACUUCAACUUUAAAGACAGUGAUACCAACCAAUCAGGAAUCCCCGUCUGCUAUGAUAACCUUGGCUUCAGUGAAACUGAGCCAGACAAGAAGAUGCCUGACCAGGAGUUACCUUUCCACACCCUCAUCCUGGACUUGGCAGGGGUCUGCUUUAUCGACCUGACAGGCAUCAAAGUCUUGAUCAAGGUAAGAAGCGUCUUCGCAGUAUUACUUGAUAAAUCUGAUAAUAAAAGUUUUAUUUUUGUACAUUUAUGCGUAAAGUUUGUGGUAACCUUGUCAUGUUUACCAUGUUGCAUUGUUCUUUAAAAAGUGUUGGGGUUAAAGCUCCUAUAAGGAACUUUCUGUCUAUGUUGACUUUGGCGCCCCCAGUGGACAAAGUUUUAACCCUUUAUUAUUGGGGUUGUGUAUGAAAGUGACAGUGAACCAACCUCUAAAGCCAAAUCUGGGAGUGGCAGAAAGCGUCGAAAAAUGUGGUUUAACACCUGGCUGCCAACGAAUCACUCAGCGUCUGUCUAACCAGGGUGGCACGCUGUGAUGAUGCCAAGAUGGACUGGUUUGUUGAAGCGCGGUGGGAAAGCGUCAAAGUGAACCAAAGCGAACCAAACCUUGUGAAAGAACCUGAGAACAUAUUUCAACAUCUAAAUGACCAAAGCGGUUCUGAAAUAAGGAAGAACAGAGAGUUUCAAAUCAACAUAAAUUAACUCACAAAUCAUUAAACUCUCUGAAUCCUCCAGGUGAGAACUUUUACAUGUGCUCGGUCAUGUCUAUGAACAGUCCUUUUUCUUCUCCUCCCACACAGAUGAACUCAAGCUACUCAUUGCUGGGCAUCAAACUAUACCUGGCAAAUAUUCAAGGUAAAAUACAGUUACCAUAGCAACAGAGAGCAAAUUAUUCCCUACAAAUUUAAGUCGCAAAGAUUUGUUAAGGCCGGCAUCAGAGAGUGUGACGAGACAGACACUUAGUGCUUAAACAAAUCCUCGUGUAAACUUACUGAGUGCUUCUUUUUAAAGAGAUGAGAUUAUCCGCAGUUAUUGUGAUGAUUGAAGCUACUUUUUGUGAAUAUUCUUAAGCAGAUUUUCUCCUCUGGAGCCGUUUUAUCCUCCUGUAAUACUAAUCACUUGUUUCACUCUGAUCCACUCCUCGUGUGGUUAUUGUUUUCAUGCCGCCUGCAGCCCAAGUGUACGAGGAGCUGAAGGCUGGAGGAGCGCUUGAUGACGGGAACAUUGCCAGCAGUCGUCUUUUCCUUUCUGUCCAUGAUGCUGUUCUGUUCGCUCAACGAAAUCCAGACUCUUUAAAGGUAGAUCUCACAUUAUAAAACAACCCCGUCAUACUAGAUAUUUCUGAAAUCACAUAUAAACACAGAUUGGGUUUAGAGGGAUUUAUGAAUGGAUUAAGAAGACAAGAAAAACAAGAUGGUUGUAUAAUGACACAUUCCUCUCUUAACAAAAAGCGUCAGUCAUCUUUUCUGGUUCAACGAGAAUACCAGAAGGAUCACAAGGACUUGACUCAUAAAAUGACCAAAUACAUACAAAGUGACGAUUCCAAAGUCACCCUGCAAAUCCGAGGCUCUAAAGGCAGAAAAGUAAAAGGUGUUAAUAAGAUGGCACUGACACUUCUAGUUAAGGUUGCUGGCAUCUGUCCUAUGCUUUUUUGUCCAUCCACAACAGGAUAAAUAUACACUUUUUUUGCAAAAUAAACUUGAGAAACUGAAAAUAGGUCUAAGUCAGAGUUGAAAAAUCUGGAAUCCUGUGCUUUAGAUGUGACUUUAAAAUUCACAUUUACUUUGCUGAAUGCAGGUAGAGGAAGAAAAAGAGGAACUCGCCCUUGAUAUUGAAGGAGAGAAGGAUCUGGAGCAGGUAUUUGUGCAUGAAUGA
Messenger RNA from Xyrichtys novacula (pearly razorfish), 5500 nucleotides. NCBI's taxonomy places the organism in Eukaryota, Metazoa, Chordata, Actinopteri, Labriformes, Labridae. The record is from the annotation of a GenBank genome assembly.